Daucus carota subsp. sativus is the source of this 3066-nucleotide messenger RNA. RefSeq lists its product as uncharacterized. Gene Ontology annotation, cellular component: U2-type prespliceosome; catalytic step 2 spliceosome; U12-type spliceosomal complex. Lineage: Eukaryota; Viridiplantae; Streptophyta; Magnoliopsida; Apiales; Apiaceae. Gene Ontology annotation, biological process: spliceosomal complex assembly. The record is from RefSeq and is a predicted model, not a curated record. The coding region runs from base 1 to 2928 and encodes 975 amino acids. The transcript has a single exon. Gene Ontology annotation, molecular function: mRNA binding.
AUGAAGGAGGGUUUGAAGAGAAUGAACAGGUGGGAGGAGACUCCUACCCCAAAACGACAGAGAUCAAGGUGGGACGAGACGCCCGUAGGAGGACUCGAACUCGCGACCCCGGCUCCCGGAGCUAUGAUUAACUUGCAGAGUCCUGAACAGAGUAACUUGUUUGGGUGGGAGAGAGAGAUUCAAGACAGGAAUCGCCUGUUGAGUGAUGAAGAACUUGACUCAAUGUUGCCGAAGAAAGGAUACAGGGUGUUAGAUGUUCCGGGUUGUUAUGUGCCUAUCAGGACGCCUGUAAGUAAACUACUUGCUACUCCAACUCCGAUGGGAAAUCCGUUCUAUGCAAUCCCGGAAGAGAAUAGGGGCCAGCAGUUUGAUGUUCCGAAAGAAUUGCCGGGUGGUUUGCCAUGCAUGAAGCCUGAGGAUUACCAGUACUUUGGGGCUUUGAUGAAUGAGGAAGAACGAGAAGAUGAGUUGUCUUGUGACGAGAAGAAAGAGCGGAAGAUUAUGAAAUUGUUGCUUAAGGUGAAGAAUGGAACACCGGCUCAGCGUAAAUCGGGUUUGAGGCAGCUUACUGAUGGGGCUCGGGAGUUUGGUGCGGGUCAAUUUUUUAGUCAGAUACUCCCGCUUCUGAUGCAGGCUACGUUGGAAGAUCAGGAGAGGCAUCUGUUGGUGAAGGUGAUUGACAGAGUGUUGUAUAAGUUGGAUGAUUUGGUACGGCCUUAUGUGCACCAAAUUCUUGUGGUGAUUGAGCCUUUGUUAAUUGAUGAAGACUAUUAUGCACGUGUUGAGGGGAGAGAAAUCAUAUCUAAUCUCAGCAAAGCAGCUGGCCUGGCCACAAUGAUAGCUGCAAUGCGCCCUGAUCUUGAUAACGUCGAUGAGUAUGUGAGGAACACGACGGCAAGAGCUUUCAGUGUUGUUGCUUCUGCACUAGGGAUACCUGCAAUUUUGCCAUUCUUGAAAGCUGUGUGUCAGAGUAAGAAGUCAUGGCAAGCUCGUCACACGGGUAUUAAGAUUGUUCAGCAGAUUGCUAUACUGAUAGGCUGUGCUGUUCUGUCUCACCUGAGGUCUCUCGUAGAAAUUAUCCAACAUGGUCUGGAUGAUGAGGAUCGGAAGGUCAGGACUAUCACGGCUCUGGCAUUAGCAGCUCUCGCGGAGGCUUCUGCUCCGUAUGGUAUUGAGAGCUUUGACUGUGUUGUGAAGCCGUUAUGGAAGGGUAUUAGGUCACACCGGGGGAAGGUCUUGACUGCUUUCUUCAAGGCAAUUGGUUUCAUUAUACCACUAAUGGAUGCGGUGUAUGCAAGUUACUAUACAAAAGAAGUCAUGAUUAUCUUGAUACGUGAGUUUCAGUCACCCGAUGAAGAGAUGAAGAAGAUUGUGUUGAAAGUGGUCAAGCAGUGUGUGAGCACUCAAGGUGUGGAGGCUGAUUAUAUUCGAAGUGAACUAUUGCCUGGAUUUUUCCACAAUUUCUGGGUUCGAAGGAUGGCUUUGGAACGUAGAAACUAUAAACAGCUCGUGGAGACUACUGUUGAACUAGGAAACAAAGUUGGAGUUGCUGACAUUGUUGGAAGAAUAAUGGAAGGCCUUAAGGAUGAGAGUGAACCGUAUAGGAGAAUGGUUAUGGAGACGAUCGAGAAGCUCGUAGCUGAUUUGGGUGCUUCUGAUAUUGAUGCUCGCUUGGAAGAGCUUCUGAUUGAUGCUAUACUUUAUGCAUUCCAAAAGCAGACCAGCGAUGAUGCUAAUGUGAUGCUUAAUGGGUUCGGUGCAGUUGUAAAUUCUUUAGGGAAGAGGGUGAAGCCUUACCUUCCCAAGAUAUGUGGUACAAUUAAGUGGUGUCUGAACAACGAGAGUGCACAGGUUAGACAGCAGGCAGCAGAUCUCAUUACCCGAGUUGCGGUGGUCAUGAAACAAUGCCAGGCAGAGCAACUGAUGGGACAUCUUGGGGUUGUUCUGUAUGAAAAUUUGGGAGAAGAAUAUCCUCAAGUCUUGGGAUCAAUAGUAGGAGCACUAAAAGCAGUUGUGAAUGCUAUUGGUAUGUCUAAAAUGACUCCUCCAAUCAAAGAUUUGCUUUCGCGGUUGACCCCAAUUCUGAAGAAUCGGCAUGAGAAGGUUCAGGAGAACUGUAUUGAUCUUGUUGGUCGAAUUGCUGAUCGUGGAGCUGAGUUUAUUCCUGCAAGGGAGUGGAUGAGGAUAUGCUUUGAGCUGCUUGAGCUGCUUAAAGCCCACAAAAAGGGAAUUCGCCGCGCUACAGUCAACACCUUUGGGUACAUCGCAAAAGCUAUCGGACCACAAGACGUUCUGGCAACCUUGUUGAACAAUCUCAAGGUUCAGGAGCGCCAGAAUCGCGUGUGCACAACUGUGGCAAUUGCUAUAGUUGCAGAAACUUGUUCUCCUUUUACGGUUUUACCUGCCUUGAUGAAUGAGUAUCGUGUUCCUGAGCAAAACGUGCAGAAUGGUGUUCUGAAAUCCCUUUCCUUUCUUUUUGAGUAUAUCGGUGAAAUGGGUAAAGAUUACAUAUAUGCUGUCACUCCAUUACUCGUAGAUGCUCUGAUAGACAGAGAUCUGGUCCACAGGCAGACCGCGGCAUCAGCCAUCAAGCACAUAGCUUUAGGCGUGGCUGGUCUGGGAUGUGAGGAUGCUUUGAUUCACUUGAUGAACUAUGUCUGGCCCAACAUAUUUGAGACUUCACCACACGUCGUAAAUGCUGUGAUGGAAGCCAUUCAAGGCCUGACGGUUGCAUUAGGUGCACAUAUUGUACUUAACUACUAUCUUCAGGGGUUGUUUCAUCCGUCAAGAAAGGUUAGACAAGUAUACUGGAAGCUCUACAACUCACUCUACAUUGGCGCUCAAGAUGCAAUUGUGGCUGCUUAUCCUCCUCUUGAUGAUGAACCGAGGAACAUUUACAGCCGCCCGGAAUUGACAAUGUUUGUGUAAUGCCAGAUAUGACUGUGAUUCUAGUUGUUUUUGUCUUUGGAAACUUCUUUUUCUUGUUGCCAAGGAAUUUUUUCACGUCAUUGAACUUAUGUACUAAUUGAUGGAUGGUUUUACUUAAUGAUUUUAAAGGAAAAUUAU